AUGGCCACCACACGUACAAUGACCAGUCUCAGGACCGUUGCCGCACACACGACCAGGUCUCGUCAAUUCCACACGACACGAAAAGCACUCGUCCAAAUCGGCGAUGCCAUUCCUGAUAUUGACCUGAUGGAGAACUCGCCUGGCAACAAGAUCUCCAUCGCAAAGGAGCUGAAAGGCAAAGGUCUCAUCAUCGGUGUACCUGGUGCCUUCUCUCCUGCCUGCAGCGCCUCUCACAUCCCCGGCUACCUCAACUCUCCUCGCCUGAAGCACGCUGGACAGGUAUUUGUGGUCAGCGUUAAUGAUCCUUUCACCAUGAAAGCAUGGGCUGCUUCGCUCGAUGAGGGAAGCAAGAGUGGUGUAUGUAUUGAUGUGCAUGCUAAGAAGCAUCCCGAUGGAUCUAUGAAAUGGGAGAAAGCUGAUAUUGGAGAGCAGAUUCGUUUCCUUGCCGAUGCUCAGGGCGCCUUCACACGGGCAGUGGAGAUGGAGUGGGAUGCCACUGCUGCCUUUGGACAGCCUCGUAGCAAGCGCUACGCUCUGUUGAUCGAAGACGGCCAGGUCAAAGAAGUGCACGUAGAGCCAGAUAAUACAGGUGUGAAUGUAUCCGCAGCGGAUAAGGUGCUCGGCCGUGCGUAA
Recurvomyces mirabilis is the source of this 633-nucleotide messenger RNA. RefSeq lists its product as uncharacterized. Gene Ontology annotation, cellular component: cytosol; mitochondrion; cytoplasm. Gene Ontology annotation, biological process: cellular response to oxidative stress; cell redox homeostasis; hydrogen peroxide catabolic process. Lineage: Eukaryota; Fungi; Ascomycota; Dothideomycetes; Mycosphaerellales; Teratosphaeriaceae. Gene Ontology annotation, molecular function: thioredoxin peroxidase activity. The coding region runs from base 1 to 633 and encodes 210 amino acids. The record is from RefSeq and is a predicted model, not a curated record. The transcript has 2 exons.